This is a messenger RNA of Scedosporium apiospermum, 657 nucleotides long. RefSeq lists its product as uncharacterized. The record is from RefSeq and is a predicted model, not a curated record. Gene Ontology annotation, molecular function: molybdate ion transmembrane transporter activity. NCBI's taxonomy places the organism in Eukaryota, Fungi, Ascomycota, Sordariomycetes, Microascales, Microascaceae. The transcript has 3 exons. Bases 1 to 657 code for a protein of 218 amino acids. Gene Ontology annotation, cellular component: membrane. Gene Ontology annotation, biological process: molybdate ion transport.
AUGAGUCCAAUGAUUGCGAUAGCAAUGGGGGGUGAGAAUAACGGCGCCCUAUCUUCCAAAGGGGUCUCCAUCAAGGACUCCCUCAAAGCAAUCACGUCGGAUGCCCGAAUCAUGGCGAUUCUACUCGCGACCACCUCCUUCGAAAGCGCCAUGUAUCUCUUCGUCUUCUUUUGGUCCGCGGCGUUGAAGAGCGCCCGUACCUCUACCGCUCAUAGCCCGGAUGAGGUAGAGGAGCUUCCUUUUGGGCUAAUCUUUGCCUGCUUCAUGUGUGCCAUGAUGGCUGGAUCCUGCAUCUUCAAUCUCAAACGCCCAGGCUUCCAGGGUGCUACCCUGGUCUUGAUGUCCGCCCUUCUUAUAGCCUGUGUGGGUUUGAGCUCGGCGUCAAUGAUGUCGACGGAGUCAUACGUCUUUUACGCAUUUAUUGCCGUUGAAACGUCCAUUGGGUUGUAUUUCCCCGCCAUUAACCUGUUGAAGAGUGAGGUCGUAAGCGACGAAAUUCGUGGUAGCACGUACAGCCUCAUGCGUUUGCCUCUCAACCUGUUUGUUGUGAUCACGCAUAGUCUUGAUGAGGAAGGUGACUCUCACCGCAACAACGUAUUCGUUAUUCUGGCGGUUUUACUCCUGAUUUCAUCAGAGGUAGUCCGGAGGUGCUUCUGA